This is a messenger RNA of Plasmodium cynomolgi strain B, 4284 nucleotides long. RefSeq lists its product as hypothetical. Lineage: Eukaryota; Apicomplexa; Aconoidasida; Haemosporida; Plasmodiidae. The transcript is spliced from 5 exons. The coding region runs from base 1 to 4284 and encodes 1427 amino acids. The record is from RefSeq and is a predicted model, not a curated record.
AUGCUUAAAAGAGACAGCCUGUCAAACCUGCACAGCAAAGAAACAAGAAGGUUCUCUCACAAAAAGGAAAGUUUCAGCUAUGAUUACUCAGAAUAUUUGAAUUUGUGCCUGGGGGAGUACAGAAAUAACAUAUACGAUUUAGAUUUAAUAAACGAAAAUGAAGAAUGUAUGCGAGAGUUGGUAAAUUAUUAUAAUUAUCUGUAUAGGAAUUAUUACGAAAAUGUCAUAAACGUCUUUGAGAGUAACAACCCUAGCGAAAAGGCUUAUGCAAAUGAAAACUAUUCCGUGAAGCUGGACUUAUUGAACAAGAGGCAUGUAGAAGCUCUGUACAACAUCAGCAUUUUAAGUAUUUCAGAUAAACUCAAGUUUUACAUGCUGCGAGGGGCGAUAAAAAAAAGCAAAGACACGAAUGAUGAUGAUAAAAUUGGUCCAGAUCACCCAGAAAGGAGCAAUGAAAGCAGGACACUUAAGAAAAACUUAUUCACAAAUCAUGCAAUAAAGCCAAAUGAGAAUCUCACUGAUCGAAACAUUAGUGAUAGAAACCUUGGUGAUCUGCCGAAUAAAGGCCCAUAUGCUGAGAAGAACCCGAAAAUGUACACAAAUGAUGACUUAUCGUCCAAUGAUAUGAAGCGAGAAGAAGAAUUCGAUAUAAUCAAAUAUUUGUUUUACGUUAUGAGAUCAAUUGAAUACUCCCUAAGUUCAGAAAGCGGAAAUUUGUCCUCCUUUUAUAAUUCUCUUAAAAUAUAUUUCUUUCGGGACAAUGUUAAUGAAAACUAUUAUAAUAACAUUUAUUUAUUAACCCUGUGCUUACACUGUUUGGAAAAUAUAACAAGUAAUAUAGUCACAUUUGACAUUCGGCAGGUGGAAAAUGAAGAGCUAAAUGUAGCAGGGAAUGAAAAAAAUGGCUACACUUAUUCGAAUCCUGUAAAGAUGAAUAGCCUUCAAAACAACAUCAAAAGGAAGUACUCGACAUCAAAUUUUAGAAACCAUCCUUCACCAAAUGAGAUGAAUACAAAUUUCCAUCAAAAUAGUACAGUUCACAAUACGACAAGUUAUGUUAGAAGCACGACAAGGGAGUAUAACUCGUUCAAGAUAUUCAAUAAUAAUGUUUAUUUUUACAAGGUAUUUUUUUACGUUUUAAAUUUCUUAAACUUUUACCUUGAAGAUAUGAUAAAAGACGGCUCCCUGCUAUACUCUGAUAUGAUGAAAAUGCACGCAGAAAGUAACGUUCGCAGGAAUCGAAAGGAGCAAAUGCUGACAUCUUCUCACGUGCUAAAUGGAACCACAAAUAGCAAUUUACCAUCCUUUGUUGACAGCAAAGAAGAACUACUGUUUUUGGGAAAGAACAGAAUAACCUACAGUAACAUUUUGCUCAAGUGUUUAAACAUAAUUAACAAUUUAAUGAACUUGGACGCCCUGAGAGAGAAAAUUAUGAAUUCAAGCAACGAUCUUAAUGAGUUAAAAAUAUUUUUAUCGAAAUAUUACAAGUAUUUAAAUGAAUAUGAAGAUAUUGAAGUGUACAAAAAUUUCUAUAUCAGCUUGUACAAGACGUAUAUAUUCAUUUUCCCGGAGGAACUAGAAAAAGAAAACUAUUUUUCCCCCAUGCUCCUUUUUGAGAAUAUCGUAAAUAAUGGAAAUUUAAUCAGAAUGAGAACCAUUGUAGACACACUUAUAUUCUGUUUUAAUGAUAAAAAAUUUGUCUAUUUUUUUGAAGAAAACAUAAACAUAACGAAAGUCCUUUUCAUUUUUGUCACGUACUCGUCCAGAUUGUUAACGAAUAAACAAUACGAACUAAUUACAAACAUAUCCUUCCUCUUUUACAUUAUCUUAAUUAAAUUUCCAAAUGUGUCCAUAACCAUAUUUCACAUUUUAAAUGAAAAUAAUGAUUACAUUAUGAAGUAUAAUGAAGACAAAAAAUUCAAUUCCAUUUUUAGUAACAUAAAUGAACACAUAAACAUGCUGUUCUUAUCAACUAUUCAUAAAAACAAAAAUUUGGCUACAGUGAUUUCUCUCAUUUUUUCCAAGCUGAUACAUCUAUAUUGUCAAUUUUGCGCAAAAAAAAAUAAUCACUUAGACAAUGUCCAGAAUAACGCGAAUACUCAUUUCUCGGCAUAUGGAACGCAUCUAAAUACAAAUAACUACAGUUUAAGAAAUUUAAAUAGUUCUUAUAUCAAUGCAAAUGGGCAGAAUGCGAAUGUAACAGGAGGUGUAGGCAGUUUAGCGAAAAAUGUAAACAACUUGAAUUAUUCCUAUGCGUCGAAUAACGAUAACGAGGGAGGCAAAUUACAGAAGGAAAUAUUCUGUAGGACAUUUGACAAUAUAAAAACAAGUGAAAGGAACACCGUUAUCAAAGCUAUACUGAUUAAUCUACAUAUAAUUCCAGAUGUCUAUUCUUCGAGUGCCAUUUUUCCGGUAGAAGAAAAUAUCGAAAAAACAAGGUACAUCAUUGUCAUUAUUAAUUUCCUGUUUACACUAAUGAAAACGAAAUUUUACGAAACGAUACAUGAAAAUACUUUUGAAUAUAUAGAUUAUUUCAUUGAGGAACUGAAAAAGAGUGUCAAUAUGAAAAAUAUAAAAUUAGUUUGUGGAUACAUUUCUCUUCUGUUAAAUUAUUCGUUAAAUAAAAAAACCAAUAACUUAAAUGAAACAGCGGAUUUGAAGUCCAGUAUAUUUAUAAAAAAUAUUCAUUAUAACAACCAGCCGAAUAUUAUUAAAAUACACAAGGCUUUGUACGAAUCAGGAGCGCUAACCUUUUUGAUAUCGUCCUUGUACGAAUCUAAAGAUUCUCUAAUAAUUUAUAACUGUGUUUAUUCAAUAUCUUUUCUACUAUAUAAAAAGUCCAUCCUAGAUUUUGAUAAAAAUAUUGAACUUUCAAAUAUGAAAAUAGCCAUUUUAAACAUAGUUAGACAUUAUUACAAUUUAGACAGUUAUUUGGAAAAUUACACAGAGAAUUUUAUUGAUUAUAAAGGCUUCUUAAAAGGAAGUUCCAAGAAAAAUCUAGCACUACACGAAGAUGAUAAUUACAACACGCUACUGAACAAAUUAAAUAAAAGAAAUUCAUACGAAUUUGAAGACAUAAAUAAAAAAUACCUGUAUGAAGAGGAGAACAGGUACUUGCUAAACGAAAAGAAUGAUAAUUAUUUACCAAAUCAUAUGAACUCGAAUUAUUCCCAAAACUUAAGUAAAAAUAUUACUAGCAGUGAACAUAUAGGAAGUAAAAAUAUGUUCCCUCCUUUAAAGUACCAAUAUGCAAGCGCAAAUUACGAAAAUUCCUUUUUCCUUAAUUUCGACAAAAUAUUCUUCGAAACGAUAAAAAACAGAAAGAGCUCCUUCAACUUUUAUUUUGACACAAUAUACAACACACAGUAUUUAUUUAAUUUUUUGUUACACAAUUUUCUGUUCUAUUCGAAGGACGCGGAUGAAUAUUCCAAAAAGUAUUUGCUAAACAUUUUACUGCACAAUAACAUAACGAGAUCAUCUGACAUUAGUUUUUAUUCGAAUAAAAUAAAAAACCUAAAUUCGCAAUUUAACGAAUCGCAAUCAAGGUUAGAGCUCUAUAAGCAAGACCUCGAGAGGUAUAAAGAUGUCAUAAAUGUGCUAAACAAAGAAAUAGAAGAGAAACAAAAUGCGCACAAUGCCUUAAUUCAAAAAAUUAGAAAAGAAAACGAGUUGGAAAUUAAUAGAAAACUACAAGAAAAUAACAACCUGGAGAAUAUCAUUUCGCAAAAGAAUGACAUAAUAGAUGAACUGCAAAGAAAAUAUGAAGAGGUAUACCUGCAAAAGAAGGAAGCAGAGGAAGAAAAUGUGAAUAUAAAAAACAGAACUGUUUCUAUGGAAUCUUUAUUAAAAUCACUUCAGACAAAAUACACACAAAUACAGACGCAAAACAAAACACUAAAUAACAAAUUGACAGAUCAAACGAAUAGAAUUAAUGAGGGAAUAAACGUCAUUAACUCGCUUACUAGUGAAAAUGAGAAGUUGAAAACUAUAGAAGAAAACCAAAACAAUGAACUGGAAGGGACAUUCAAGAAACUGAUUGUUGUCGUUAAAGAGUUAAGUGACAAAAAGAAAGAACUGGAUGAAAAGGAUAAGAAUAUUAAAAAAUAUAGCAGUGACAUACAAGAACUGAAAAGCAUAAUAAGCAAGAGUGACAAUGACUUAAAGGAACAAGCAUUAAUAAUUGAUAACUUCACAGGGCUGAACAAAAACCUAAGCGAGGAAUUAAACAACGCCAACAAAAAUUUGGAAAUAUCAAAGAGAUACAUUAUGAAUUAUGAAAAGUGA